AUGGAAAAGCCUCCAGAAGAGGCUCCGGGGGAGUCCUUGGGAUCUGAAAGCACAGACAAGUCCCCAAAUGACAGCCACACAGAUGACCAGGAAGACAACUGGGAGAACCAGGACGAAGAGAAGGCAGAUGACCAGGCUGAUCAGAGAACAGCUGACCAGGCUGCCCCAAAAUUAUCUGGCCAGGCCGAACCCAAUGUAUUUGGCCAAGCUGACCACAAAGUAUCUGAACAUCCUGGGCGCAGAACAUCUGAUCAGGCUGACCUCAGAUCAUCCAACUAUGCUAAUGCUGCUGAUCGUAGAGCAUCUGAUCAGGUUGACCGGCGAAUGUCUGAACAGACCAACAGGAAGGCAUCUAGCCAAGCUGAUCAUCAUGUAGAGUCUGAACAGCCUGACAGCCAGAUGAUUGUUCCACGUGAAGAGAGAACUUCUGAACAGAUCCAACGAAGAUUGUCCAGCCAGGCUGAAAGAAGAGCCUCUGAACAGACUGAUCGCAGAACAUCCGGCCAGGUUGACCAAAGAAUCUCUGAACAGAUUCACAGCAGAUUGUCUGGCCUAGUUGAGCGAAGAACUCCUAUACAGAUUGACCGUAGAUUUUCUGACCAAGUUGACCGCAGAACAUCUGUAAAGACUCACCACAAAGUAUACGACCAAGCUACUGAGCUAGCUGAACACCAGGCUGUUGACGAAGGUGACAGCAGUGCUGAUCACCUUACAGUUGACAAGGCUAACUACAGUGAAUCUGACCAGGUUGCCCACUUAAUGGACGAAGACACCGAUUACACAGAAGCCAACCUGUUUGAUUAUGGAGCACGUGGCCAGUCUGCGGACGACAUAUUUAACCUGUUUGGCAACAGCAAGGAGGACAAAGAGGCUGACUUCAGAGUACAACCCUGCACGUUUGAGGCUAGCCAAAUAGACCUCACCAAUUCCAAGGUUUCAACUGAAACUGACACCGAAAACGUAACUGAUAUGCAAGCAUUCGACUCAUCUGAUGCCAGAUUCAUGGGUAAUUUCCAAGCACAAGACCAAGGCUUUUUCCAAGGAUUUCCCUCCAUCUCAUCCAAACUGGAUUAUAACAGCAGACAAGAGAAAACUCAAGCCAUAGAAACCAAGCCUGAUGAUGUUUCAGAACACCAGAAAGGAAAGAGUUCUCUUGUACCCAGUCAAACUUAUAGGAGACGGUUCUUUCCUAUAGUAUAUGAAGAUCCUUAUCAAGUUUCCCUACAAUACGUGGAGAAACACCACAUUCUGCAAAUAUUCCAGCAGAUCACUGAAAACUUAGUCCAUGAAAAACCAGAGGACCCCCUGAAUUUUAUGCUGUGCCAGUCCUAA
Diceros bicornis minor is the source of this 1332-nucleotide messenger RNA. It is a transcript of the gene TEX55, whose product is annotated as testis expressed 55. Bases 1 to 1332 code for a protein of 443 amino acids. Lineage: Eukaryota; Metazoa; Chordata; Mammalia; Perissodactyla; Rhinocerotidae. The record is from RefSeq and is a predicted model, not a curated record. Gene Ontology annotation, cellular component: nucleus. The transcript has 4 exons.